Drosophila grimshawi is the source of this 3551-nucleotide messenger RNA. It is a transcript of the gene gfzf, whose product is annotated as glutathione S-transferase 1. Lineage: Eukaryota; Metazoa; Arthropoda; Insecta; Diptera; Drosophilidae. Gene Ontology annotation, biological process: glutathione metabolic process. The transcript has 4 exons. Gene Ontology annotation, molecular function: glutathione transferase activity. Bases 204 to 3380 code for a protein of 1058 amino acids. The record is from RefSeq and is a predicted model, not a curated record.
UGUGACAUUUAAGUGUAAGGCGCAAAAUCUUUGGCGCCACAAAAAGCCGAUUGAAGAAAAUACCCAAAAAAAUCCCAAGCAACAGCAACAACAAAAGCAAAAUUCGACUCAUUUUCAAUAAAACAUUUUUUGGGCACACACCAAAAACGGCAAAGUAACUAAAAAACCCUGAAUUUACGACCGCACCGUAAUUUUUGAAAACAAUGGACAAGCAAUCGGACAUGGACCUUACCAAAGUGUACGUUGUACGCUCCGCCAAAGGCGUCGACAUGCUAUGCGUCGACGAUUAUCUCUAUCAUUUCGAUCGCAUUGGCAAAAACAAUACAUAUCGCUGGCUCUGCAAUCGGCGCAAGGAUAAGGUGACGCCCUGUCGCUCCCGCAUCUCGACCAUGAUGCCCGACUCCAUGGACAAGACGACGCACGUCGUCGUCGAUGUCAUCCAGGAGCACGUGCAUCCGCGCUGCAGCGAUCACGAAAUCACAAAAGUCACCCAACGCAAGCGUCUCUCCAACAUGAAAAUGAACGACGCCUACAGCACCACACAGCCGAAACGAGCCCGUUUGUACGAACGGGCAACGGCGGGUCUGAAUCCACCCGAAUGGAUCAGCACCAACAGAGAUAGCGAGUCAAUCAAUGAAUACUCCUUUCACCUGGACUUUGAGGACAAGGAUCGGGUUUAUAUGAUGCGUCGUCGCGAUGGACGUGUGAUGGUCUGUAUCGAUGGUCAUUUGUAUUAUCUGGCGGGGAAGUCGUACAAGGGCAGCAUAUACCGUUGGACGUGUGUGCGGAAACGGGACAUUGAGUGCACCGCCAAGAUCUGUACGGAGGCGACGCUGGCUGGUGCACAUCGGCUGCAUGUGAUGGAGACGGAUGCGCAUAUACAUCCGCACUAUUCGGCCGAUAAGCUAAUGCAAAUGUUCUCCAGGCAUCAGAUACUGCUCGUCGACGAUGAGCAGACGGUUGAGGUGCUCCAAGAGUGCCCCAACUUGGAGUACUUUGAUCCCGAUAUCAGUUCGGAGUCACAAAGAGGCGCUGAUGAUGACACGUCCAUUAUUAUUGAAGACUGCGAGGAGAACUACGAGGUGUACGUAAAUAUGGAAGGCGAAACAGCCGGCGAGACUGUGCUCCCCGAUCAGGAUCAGGGGCAACAGCAGCAGGAGACGACAUCGAUGGUAGAUGACGAAAUCAAAUGGCCAACUGCCGUGGAUAUCAUUGAUCAUUAUGUGGCACCCGCUGACUAUGAUCCACUCAGCGAAACCGAUCUGACCAAGUUCACAUUCCUGCCAUCGGCAAAGGGUCGCCGUGUGCUCUGCUUGGAUCGGCAUCUCUUUCACUUUGACUCGCAGAGUCGCUCCAAUGGCCACAUGUUCUUUACGUGCAUAAUGCGGCGCGAUAAGCAGCAAAUCUGUCACGUGCGCGUCACCAUGAAUCCCGUCGAGAACGGGCUGGAGGUGUUGCGCAUCAAUGGUGAGCAUACGCACAAGCCCGAUCUGCAGGAGAUAAUGCGUCGCAUCAAGCAACAAAAGCAACAGGAGAAGCUCCAAUCGGUGACCAAGACUGGCGACCUCAAGCCGGAGCAGCCAUCACUUGGCAGUGGCAAUGAGGACAUUGAAUUCGAGAGUCAAGAUGAGGAGGACGAGCACGAAGCAAUUACUCAGCACGAGAGCAGCUAUGAGAAUCUGAAGGAUCACUCGUCAUCCUCCGCGGAACGGAAUGUGGUCAUGAAAAAGGUCAUUGGCAUCGAUGGCAUCAAACUGGAGCCGGAGCAGUCCAAGGCCGCUCCAAUGAUUGUGCAGUAUUUGAACGAUGGAGCGGACAACAUUAGCGCCCAAAUUGAGAUACUAUCCACGGAUCAGCCCUGCACAUCUACGUCGAAGCCGCAACUGACCAAUUUGCGCAAGCGUCGCACGAAUCCACAGCAGGCGCUGAACACCACACAGACGCCAACGGUGCCCUCCGACAUGGAUCUGACCAAAAUCUGCACUCUCCGCUCGGCGAAGGGCAGCGAAAUGCUUUGCGUCGAUGGUUACAUCUAUCAUGCAAAGAAUCGUGGCCUUAUCUCACGCAAUUAUUGGGUGUGCAUCAAAAGCCGUGACUCGGAGAUCAAUUGUAAGAGUCGCAUAUCGACAGCUACUCAAAAAGAUGGCUCCAUUCGCGUUCUGCGCGUCUACAACAGUCACAGUCAUCCGUACAGCGAGGAUGACAUCAAACGGCGGCUCUUCAACGAGAUCAACAAGAAGAACAAUAAGAAGCUGAAAUUCCGGCCGUUGCAUUUCAUUGGCAAAUCCCUGGAGCAAAUCAAGCAGGAGUAUGGUGAUCUGGCCGUCGAGCGGCUCAACGUAUCCAAUCUGACCGAUGGCAUCGUUGUCCACAAGAAGCCACGCAACAGCAGCAGUAACUCAACGGCAUUCACAGUUGCAACAACAGCAAGCAGAAACAAGCAGCGGGGUGAGGAGCUGCUUGUUGCCACGCAAAAACUGCAGCCACACGAGGCGCAAGAGCACGAACAGCACUACUUUGACGAGGACGUUGUCGUCGAGGAGGAGGAGGAAGGCGAAGAUGUGGCCUUAAACGAGGACAGUCAGUUUAUGACCGUUGAGGAGGACAACACGGAUGCGAUUAUCGAAGUGGUCGAAGAAGUGGCUGAAAUGGAACACUAUGGCACCAUUGAGCCAAUUUACACGAUGAAAUUGUACGCCGUAUCCGAUGGACCGCCCUCGUUGGCCGUACGCAUGACCCUCAAGGCGCUGGACAUACAAUAUCAGCUCAUCAAUGUGGACUUCUGUGCGCUGGAGCAUCGCACCGAGGACUAUGCAAAGCUGAAUCCGCAGAAGGAGAUACCUGUGCUAGACGACGAAGGCUUUCAUCUGUCAGAGAGCAUUGCGAUUAUGCAAUAUCUGUGCGAUAAAUAUGCACCGCUAUCGACCCUGUAUCCCGAGGAUCCCAAUGAGAGGGCAUUGGUCAAUCAACGUUUGUGCUUUAACAUGAACUUCUACUAUGCCCCCAUCUCGGCACACAGUAUGGCGCCCAUCUUCUUUGCGUACGAGCGCACGCCGAUGUCCCUGAAGAAGGUGGAGAACGCGCUGGAUGUGUUUGAGACGUAUCUGCAGCGUUUGGGCACCAAAUAUGCGGCUAGUGACAAUGUGACCAUUGCUGACUUUGCCCUGGUAUCGUCGACACUCUGCCUGGAGGCGAUUGACUUCGAUUUGACGUCAUAUCCACUGGUGCAGAAAUGGUACGCCACAUUCAAGGCAGAGUAUCCGAAUUUGUGGCAGAUCGCCAACAGCGGCAUGCAGGAGAUAAAUGCCUUCGAGCAUAAUCCCCCAGAUCUGUCCCAAAUGGACCAUCCCUUCCAUCCCACCCGUAAAUCCAAGGCCUAAGUCUACGGGUCGAAUUUAUUUUAGUUUUAAGUUCAUAAGCAGCAUUUAUGCCAGCAAUUAUUAAUUGUCAUAUAUAUACAUAUAUAUUUGUGGAUACUUUCAAAUAACACAACACGGUUUUUUGUGUCCCAUUAUUUUUUCUUGCUUGUAAACACUUUACACAGAAUAAAA